AAAUGCCCGUUUCGGUCACAUCGGCACAGGGUGAGGACGCCACACUGACCACACAACGCAGGUGGCAGUUUCCCACGUUGCUCAGACUGAACGCAGGCGUAUCCACGCUGUGUCCACAGCAGUUGCGUAACCAAACACCAACUUACUCUGCAUGUGUGCGUGCAUAAAUCAGGGAGAGCAACAACAAGGUGGUAGCAGACAUUUGGGAGCUUGGAGCUGCAGGUUGUUUUCCACGUCUCAGGAUGGAAACGGACGGCUGGAAACGGACGGCGGCUCUGGUUGUGGUCGUGGUGUUGGUCGGCACGUGUGCAGAAGCUUUAUUUUCCAGACACAUGGAUGACUUCAUCGAGGCGGUGAAGCAGGUGGAGUACGGGUCGCCGGGAUCGGACCCGGUAGCCGUGGUGAGGACGCUCCGCCGGGCGGCCGGCCUCGACGACGCGUUCAUUCGGCAUUUCCUCGGCGACGCCGAUUCCGCCCAUCUUGAAAUGAAGGUGAAUGCGAACCUCUUUGCUUACAUCCGCGAGGUCGUGCCUCACCGGGUCUCUGAAGGCUCUCAAGAGGAAGGCGUGGUUCUGACUCCGGACGGCACCACCGUCGCCCUGGCGCCGCUCCUCCUGGGCAUCGAGGCGGGCUUUCUCCCCAAAUCCGCGGGCCGCCUGCGCACCCUGUACCAGCUCACUCUGGGCAAAGAUCUGGAAAGAUCUGCCGGCGCCCAGCAACUGGGACCGGACGGCUGCUGGGACAACGUCACGUCUCCGCGGGUCUUCACCCUCCUGGACCGCCCGUCCCUUCUCACCACGGCUCGGGUCAACGGCGCCGUGGACGGCGUUCUUCUGGGCAAGGAGGUCUCCACCAAACCCCGACGUCCCAUGAAGAUCAGCGGCCUGCUGGCAGAGUACUACAGCCGCCCGCUGGGGAGCGAGGGACUGGACGCCGCCCCCCCAGUCGUCAGCAGGCGUCGCAGGGAGAACUUCAAGCGGCUGCUGGUGGACCCUCAGGUGCUGGAGAGACAGCUGGUGAAGUCGGUGGAGCUGCAGCGGAGACUGAGGGGACGCCCGAAGAUGGACGUGAAGAAGAAGAAGCAGCUGACGGCUUUGGUGAAAGAGAGAAUGGAAGAGUUUGUCCACGAGUACCUGGAUUGCCCCCCCAUCAUCCCUCGCUGUAUGUGGGGUGCGGAGCCGUACAGAGGGACCCCCACCAACCUGUCCCUCCCUCUGUCCUUCAUGUACGUCCACCACACCCACACCCCCAGCCAGCCCUGUCUCACCUUCCAGCAGUGCUCCGCAGACAUGCGCUCCAUGCAGCGCUUCCACCAGGACGACAGGGGCUGGGACGACAUCGGAUACAGCUUCGUCGCCGGCUCUGAUGGGUCCGUCUACGAGGGCCGAGGCUGGGUCUGGCGGGGCGCCCACACCCUGGGGCACAACUCCAUCGGCUACGGGGUUUCCUUCAUCGGGGACUACGCCUCCACUCUGCCUUCCCAGCAUGCCAUGGGGCUGGUGAGGGACCGGCUGGCGUCCUGCGCUGUGGGGGGCGGGCGGCUGGUGGCCAACUUCACCCUGCAGGGGCACCGACAGGUGGUGGACACUUCCUGUCCCGGGGACGCCCUCUACAACGAGAUCAGGGGCUGGGGACACUACGGGGAGGCAAAGAAAUGAAAAGGGUCCGCUCGACAAGAGGAAGAGCCGAGAGAAUAAACCGGAAUAAUAAAUAAUAACCAAUAAAUAUUAGUCUCA
Molecule: messenger RNA, 1736 nt
Organism: Etheostoma spectabile (orangethroat darter)
Lineage: Eukaryota; Metazoa; Chordata; Actinopteri; Perciformes; Percidae
Gene: pglyrp6
Product: peptidoglycan recognition protein 6
Exons: 6
Coding region: 243-1658 (471 amino acids)
Biological process (GO): peptidoglycan catabolic process
Molecular function (GO): zinc ion binding; N-acetylmuramoyl-L-alanine amidase activity
Source: RefSeq, a predicted model, not a curated record